CUGUUUGUGAAUGACGUAAUCAGCGUAAAACAAGAUGGCGACGACUUAACCGUAUAUCGGCGUGAACUAGUUUAUCGACGUCGUUGGCUGCCUCUCGUGAGGCUUCCGCGUUGUCUCACGGUUGUUCGGAACAAGAGUUGUCCUCUCGGUUACUUUAGGGUGUUGUGGGCGUAGCUGAACGCCACAGAAUAGCCGACCGGUCUUGUGUAUUCUCCCCCCUCCCGCGACCCUGCGGUGACAGCCGGGGAGGCGAGCUGCGACAGGACGUGAUGGACACCGGAGAGUACAUCUCCACCAUGGACAACAUGGACCCGACUCUAGCCGAACUGGGGGACGAAUUCACUCUGGGGGACAUCGACGAGAUGCUGCAGUUUGUCAGCAACCAGGCGGAGGACUUCCCCGACUUGUUUGAGGACCAGAUGGCGAUGGCGAGCACAGCGCCGAGUGGCGCCGCCCCCGCCGCCCCGCGCCCUGCCGUUCAGACCCCUCCAACUCCUCCGACCCCCAAGACGCCAGCCCCCGCUGUCUACCAGAGCUCCAGCGUCACGCUGUCUCCCCAGUCGAUGCCCCUCACCCCUCCCCUCACCCCCGCACAGGCUCCCUCGCCCUCGGCCGCCCCCGCAGUGCAGCAGCAGGUGACCCGCAGCCCCCCGCUCCUCCAGCCGCGGCCUCAGCUGGUCCAGCCCAUCCAGCCCCAGCCCCAACACACAACCCAGCCCACCAUCCAGUUGCACACCCAGGGGAUCGCCAUGCAGACCCAGAGCUUCCCGGUCCACACCCUGGUUCAGACCCACAGCCAGACGGGGAUGCCCAUCCAGACCCAAGCGCCCCAAACGGUGAUGAUUGCCUCCAACGGCGGGCAGUCCCGUUUCAUCCAGAGCCCGGUCAUCUGCCACCAUAACCCAGGCUCCAGUUUCCAAGUCCUCCAACCCCAGAUGCAGAGCAUUAUGACGUCACCGCAGAUGCAGCCGAUGACCAUUCAGCACCAGCGUGUUCUCACCCCAACCUGUCAGACCAUCCAGACGCUGUCUUCGCCCGCCACAGUCCACACUAUGCAGCAGCAGAUGCAGCAGGUUCCUGUUCUUGUCCAGCAGCCUCAGAUCCUGAAGACGGAUUCACUGGUUCUCACAACCCUGAAACCAGACGGCACGCAGGUGCUGUCCACCAUGCAGAGCCCUGCAGGGAUCGCCAACUUCACCACGCCCAUCCAGAACACGGCUCUGCAAGUUCCGACUUUGAUGAGCAGCAACAUCCUCACCACCGUCCCCAUGAUGAUGGGAGGAGGCGACAAGCUGCCGAUCAAGCAGCUGCAGCCAGGCUCCACUCACGCUGCACACAUGGCCCGAUCGAACAUGGAUCAGAGCCAGAUGAUGGGAGGUGUAAUGGGCCCGGGAGGGGUCGUGAAGGAAGGCGAGAGGAGGACGACGCACAACAUCAUCGAGAAGAGGUAUCGCUCCUCCAUCAACGACAAGAUCGUGGAGCUCAGAGACCUGGUGAUGGGCAAUGACGCAAAGAUACACAAGUCAGGAGUGCUGAAGAAGGCCAUUGACUACAUCAAAUACCUACAGCAGGUUAACCACAAACUACGGCAGGAGAACCUGGCCCUGAAGAUGGGCAACCAGAAGAACAAGGCUGUGAUUCUGUCUGAGGACGUGGAGCUCAAAGAGGAAAUAGUGAUGAUGUCUCCUCCGGCCUCGGACUCUGGUUCUCCUCCCCAGUUCUCCCCCUACUCUGUGGACUCAGAGCCCGGCAGCCCCCUGCUGGAUCACGAGCAGAUGAAGAUAGAACCAGACUCUCCCCCCUCGGUUGGAGUGAUGGAUCGCUCUCGACUGCUCCUCUGUGCCCUGACCUUCUUCUGCCUGUCCCUGAACCCGCUGCCCUCUUUGUUGGGCUCUGACGACUUGGGGGGCCCCGGCCUACCUGGAGGCCACGGGCCGUCCAGAGCGCUCGCCUGGUUCCCGACUCCCACGCAGGACUUUGCUUCCUGGCUGCGGUGCCUGUUGCCGUGGGUGAUGGUGUGGGUGCUCAGCGGGGUGGGAGCCGUGUGGGGUUGUGUCAGGGUGCUCUACCUCUGGGAGCCUGUCACACCCCUUCACUCCCCAAAAUCUGUGUCAUUCUGGAGGCAUCGGAGACAAGCAGACCUGCAUCUCAACAGGGGGGACUAUACAGCGGCGAUGGGCAGUUUAGAGACUUGCCUGUCCGUCUUGACUCGAGCGCUUCCCUCCACCACCCUGGACCUGGUCUGCUCGCUCUCCUGGAACCUCAUUCGCUACGCCUUGCACCGACCGACUCCUCUGGGUUGGCUGGUGCAUCAGGUCGGGGGGAAGCACGAGGGGGAGGAGUCCAAGACCAGCGCUAAGGACGCAGCGCUGGUUUACCACCGGCUGAGCCAGCUGCAGCUCACAGGAAAGCUGCCUCAGCGUAACAGCCUCUGGGCUCUGUCCGUGUCUCUGAGCGCGGUCAACCUCAGCCAGAGCGCCCAAGGCAAGAUGGCCCCUGCCCAGCUCACCCAGAUCUACGUCACUGCAGCAACAGCCCUGCGCACCGUGCUGGGCCACCACCUCUCCUGUCUGCCCGGUUACCUGUUGAGUUGCGCGGAGAGUGUGGCCAGCCAAUCAGAGACCAGGCCAAUCCCCGACUGGCUCUUCACCCCAUUGGGCAGGCAGUUCUUCCUGAGUUGUGAUUGGUCGGUGAAGUCGGAGAGCAGCGACGGGGUGUACACGUCUCAGAGAGAACCAACCGACCCCAUCGCCCAGCUGCACCGCUGUUUCUGCAGGAAGCUUUUGGAGCGAGCCGUUCACACUCUCAUCCAGCCGCAGAGCGACUCCGACGCGGCCAAACGCCACAGCGACUCUGGGGAGUUCUCCAACGCGCUGGAGUUCCUCCAGUUGUUAAACAGCUGUACAGAGGACUCUCCGUCCCCUCCGUCUCCCUUCUCGUCUCCUCCCAAUCACACCACCACCCCAGUGGGAGACCCGGUGAGCCGUUGGUGGGCUCUGGUCCUGAAGGCCACCGUGCAUUGGCUGCAGGGCGAUGAUGUCGCUGUGAGGUCACUGUUGGUGGAAGCAGAGCGGAUGCCGAGGGCUCUACACACUCUUGACCACCCUCUGCCAAAGGCUGUGCUGCUGCUUUGCAAAGCUGUGCAGAUGAGCCUGCCUCCUCUGAAGGGAGAGGGGGCGUUAGCCUACCUGUCCCACUGUGACAGAGCCAGCGGAUACCUGCGCUCCAGCAUCUCGGUGCCGGUCGCUCAGACCGGGAACUGGCUGAACAAGGGGGUGGAGCUACUGAUCUGUGACCUGCUGCUGUCCUUGAGGACCAGUUUGUGGCAGCGGGGAGGCAGCAGUAAUGGAGAACCUGGCCCGGCUCCUGGAUCCCAGUUGGCUGGUUUCCAGAGGGACCUCAGCGCCCUGAGAAAGCUCACACAAUGCUACAGACAAGCACAACACAAGGUGUUUCUCCAUGAGACCACCGUGAGGCUGAUGGCCGGAGCCAGCCCCACAAGGACACACCAGCUGCUGGAGCACAACCUCCGGCGCAGGACCCACAACUCCUACACAGCCGGUGACAGCCUCCUGGGGGAGAGGGAGAGGGCUCAUGCCAUCCUGCUGGCCUGCCGCCACCUGCCCAUGCCGCUGUUAACCCCGCCCGGGCACCGCGCCCGCCUGCUGGCCGAGGCCAAGCGCACCCUGGAGCGGGUGGGAGACCGUCGCUCCCUGCAGGACUGUCAGCAGAUCCUGCUGCGUCUCAGCGGGGGCACAACCAUCGCUGCCUCCUGAACACACACACACACACACACACACACACACACACACACACACACACACACACUGCUAGAUAAAACAUACACACACGUGUAUUAGGGCUACUCACAAUACAACAAACUCUGUAAAGAUAUAAACCAGGCUACUCACCCACACGUAAGACUCUUACUCUCAAUUGUCUGCUUGGCAGGUUCAACAUCAGCUCCUCUUUGAUGCUCACUUUCGCUGUUGCAGCACAAUCGCGCCCCCUUCUGGUCAUUAAUGGUAACGUGCUGGUAUCUGCGCUCAUUUUUCAGUGAUUCACAACAAAGGAAAUCAGGUUAAAUAGGCCCCAAAGGGAAAAGGGAUCACUAUCUGAUAGUGAUUUAAAUGAAUGCAUUGCAGCAACGCAUUGAUAGCUGUAGGCCACCAAGCUGUACAAUCAGUGCUGCAAUAACUGCUACGUGUCAUUGAGCUUGCACACUUCAAUUAGGGGCGUUGGAGUUUUUGAGGGUAGACGGCCAAGGUCUGCUGUGCACGGCUGAGCUGUAGCAUGCACACGGAUAGAUUAGCACGCUUCUAAACACACAGAGCUGAGUAGCGUCUCUUCUUAUCUACCUCACACACUGUGCACCGAAGCACCAUGUCGGUUAUACUAAAUAUGAAACAAGUGACCAUUUGAAGAGGUGCCUCAAUGCAGUGCAGCGUCAUUCCUCUAUAACCUUGCUGAGCUGCUUUAUGUACGCUUUAGGAUGCAUCAGUACAGUUGCUUUAGGAAUUUGGUUUGCAGCCGCAGAGAGUGCAAAAGCAAUAGAGAGCUGCUGCUGACAUGCUUUGUUCUUUCUAACAAGAAUCAGAGGACUCACACAGAUGCUUCUGCGUACUAUUCCAUAUUCAAUUAAUUUCAUUUGAACUCCCAAUGUGAUUGUAUAUAGGUUGUACAUAGGUAGACAAACCGGAUUAGAAUAAACAGGAAGUCCUUACUUCUGCUUGAGAGGACACGUAUCAGAGAAAGAGCUGCAUCGAGCUUCCUGUCAGGAGCUCUCACCAGCUGCACUAAAGUGAUACUCUAACCAAAUCUUUUUCCUAUCAAACUCUCACCUGCUAUCGUCUUACAAGGUGGCCUCAAAACAGAAAGAAACCCAGACAAACAUCCAUGAAAGUGAGCGGUGAGCAUAGUGUGAGCCGAACACCGAGCACACAGGCGUGAUGGGGAAAAGCUGUAGAUGCUGGAGGAUCACUGGAGGACAUCUGAGUGAAAAGGGGCCGAACGUAGUGAUAACGGUGAAGGAUGGGAUGUAAAGCUCUAGCGCAAAAUGGCCUUCAUGUAAUGUAAAGAAUUAUUUUAUUAUGUUUCAUCACAAGGGAAAUGAUGGAGGAGUUGUAUCUUUGAGAGGUCUUCGUCCAAUUAGCUUUUUAUUUGUAAAUGUUGACUUCCACACGAGCCUGAGCUUCUGUCAUUCCUGUUUCUGUGCACUGGGUUUUCUUAUUUAAAGGUUAUGUAAGAUUAAUGAGUCUGGUUAUGUUUUAUAUCAAUAGAAGCCCUCUUGAAUCAGAAACACAAUCUUUAACAGGACGAUUUUGGUCACAUUUAAACAAGCCCAACAUUUUAGACUCUUUCUUUCUUUCUUUAAAUGCACUCAAACACACAUGAAUGCUACUAGAAUCAUGCUCUGCCUUCCAGGUGUAAGUUAGAAACCUAAAGAGUCCUGAAUAUAUUUUGGUAUGUUUGCAGAGGAGCCAUCUGCAGCCUGGAGGUUUUGCUGUCAUUAGUUAUGUUACAAUGGUUUUAUUUUUUGUCUUUCCCUUUGUUGUGUUAUAUUGUUUGACUUGUCCAUCUGGGUUUCAUUUUGAUGUUUGUUUUGUAAUAAAACAACACAUGAUAGUG
This is a messenger RNA of Pungitius pungitius (ninespine stickleback), 5628 nucleotides long. It is a transcript of the gene srebf2, whose product is annotated as sterol regulatory element binding transcription factor 2. NCBI's taxonomy places the organism in Eukaryota, Metazoa, Chordata, Actinopteri, Perciformes, Gasterosteidae. Gene Ontology annotation, biological process: positive regulation of transcription by RNA polymerase II; positive regulation of cholesterol storage. The transcript is spliced from 20 exons. Bases 270 to 3776 code for a protein of 1168 amino acids. The record is from RefSeq and is a predicted model, not a curated record. Gene Ontology annotation, molecular function: RNA polymerase II cis-regulatory region sequence-specific DNA binding; protein dimerization activity; DNA-binding transcription factor activity, RNA polymerase II-specific. Gene Ontology annotation, cellular component: nucleus.